CGCUCUGUCAGUGGCGGCUUGCUGUCUGCUCCGGAGGGGAGGCAGGCUGCGCGGUGGCGGCCGAGGCUAGCAGGGGUGACGCCAGGGCCAGGCUGCGACCGCUUCACGCAGCUGUGACUUCUUUUGGACAACUAAUGAUAUUUAUCAUUGUGCCAAGUUUCUACGAAUAAAAGAUGGGCGGAUUUUUUUCUCGAUGGAGGACAAAACCUUCAACUGUAGAAGUUCUAGAAAGUAUAGAUAAGGAAAUUCAGGCAUUGGAAGAAUUUAGGGAAAAAAAUCAGAGAUUACAAAAAUUAUGGGUUGGAAGAUUAAUUCUCUAUUCCUCAGUUCUCUAUCUAUUUACAUGCUUAAUUGUAUACUUGUGGUAUCUUCCGGAUGAAUUUACAGCAAGACUUGCCAUGACACUCCCAUUUUUUGCUUUUCCAUUGAUCAUCUGGAGCAUAAGAACGGUGCUUAUUUUCUUCUUUUCCAAGAGAACAGAAAGAAAUAAUGAAGCAUUGGAUGAUUUAAAAUCCCAGAAGAAAAAAAUACUUGAAGAAGUCAUGGAAAAAGAAACUUAUAAAACAGCUAAAUUAAUUCUUGAAAGGUUUGAUCCAGACUCGAAGAAAGCAAAGGAGUUUGAGCCGCCAUCUGCUGGAGCAGCUGUAACUGCAAGACCUGGACAAGAGAUUCGGCAGCGAACUGCAGCUCAAAGAAACCUUUCUCCAAUGCCAGCAAACUCUAAUCAGGGCCUUCUUCCACAAGUUCCAGUAUCUCCUGGACCACCAAAGGAUGCUUCAGCCCCUGGUGGACCACCAGAAAGAGCUGUUACUUCAGCCCUACCAUCAAAUGUGUUACCGAGACGUCUUGGAUCCCCUGCUACUUCAGUGCCUGGAAUGGGUCUUCAUCCUCCAGGUCCACCCUUAGCAAGACCCAUUCUCCCCCGAGAACGAGGUGCUCUGGAUAGAAUUGUUGAAUAUUUAGUUGGUGAUGGUCCACAGAACAGGUAUGCCCUUAUAUGUCAGCAGUGUUUUUCUCAUAAUGGCAUGGCUUUGAAGGAAGAAUUUGAAUACAUUGCUUUUCGAUGUGCCUACUGUUUUUUCUUGAAUCCUGCAAGAAAAACCAGACCACAGGCUCCAAGAUUACCAGAGUUUAGUUUUGAGAAGAGGCAGACAGUUGAAGAUUCAACAUUAGUUGGUCCCUCACCGUCAGGAAGUCUGCUUUCAGCGGAGAACCAGUUCAGUGAAGAAUCUUUAGAAGAACAAGAUGUUCUUGAUAAUAGUACAGAGCAGACACAUGACAAAAUACCAGAUCCAGAGCAGACAAACCAAGUAAUUGAAAAAGCAUCUGGCUCAGAGGAAUCAGAGGAGAAACAAGAAGAGACUGAGAAUGAGGAAACUUCAAGAAGUGAAGCCAAGUCAACAGUUCCCAGAGCUGAUUCUAUUCCUAAUCUUGAACUAAGUGGAGAAUCUUUGAUGACAAAGUAGUAAAUGCUUCCACGUGCCUUCAACUGGAUAUUUGUAGUCUUCUUGAUGUCAGUUAUUGCUUUUUUGGUACUUAAAACUAUUUUUUUGCCCUUCUAAGUAUGUGUUUGAUAACAUUUCAAUUCAGAUUACUUAGCAAUUUCCGUAUGUCAAGGUUAUAUCUACUGGAUAUUAAAACCAAAAGCAAGAUCCUUUUUAAUGUACAAGGAUCCACACAAUUUAGAUAGCUUAUAGAUAUUUUAUUCAUCCUAAAAGUUCAAAAAAAGAGCAUUUUUUUUCUAUAUGUAUUACCUGUAAAGAAUACCUAUUUUGACAUAGGAAGGACUUUGGUUAGGAAUAAGUUCCCUAAUAGUGUUUAAGGACUGAAAUACAAUUAAGAUUUUGAAUACUUUAUCAUUAAGAACAGAUAGAAUUUUAACUCUUGAGAUAUUUGCCAGUGGGGAGGUAAUAUCUAUUUAGGUGUUUACAUUGAGUAAUAUUGAAAGUUAUAACUGUAACUACAUAGGCAUUGGUACGAAUUCUCAAUAAGAAUGCAAUUGAACAGUCAAGUGCAGUGUUGCUUUUGAUGUCUUUUAUUUUGUAGCUGGGCCAAAGGCACAUGAUGUAUAUAAUUAGUUUAUGUUUACAUAUUAACAUACAGGAAAUAUACCUGCACUUGACUGUACUUGAAUUCUUAGUAUUAUUUAUACUUGUAAAAUAAUGGUAUAUAAGUGAGUUUUGUGCUGCUGUGUGUGUUUUGUUAAGGAAAAUAAAGAUGAUCUGACAGCAAUUUCUUUUUGUUAAAUAUCUAGAUUUCUUCAAAUUGUACCUUGGUGGAUAACUUGGCUAUUUGAAAAAUCUUAGUAGAAAGAGCUCUCAGUAUGAUAAAUCUAUAAAAUCAGCUUAGAGCAAAUUAUAAUGCCUUUAUUUAGAUUUGUUGCCUUUUAAGUUCAGAGAAAUGAUGAUAUUUAGUGGUUCUAAUCAGAAGUUAGGUUUUUCUGAUUCAGAAACACCUUAGGCCAUUUGUAGUUUUAACUUUGAAAAAUGAAUAUGUUUUGUGAGAAUAGGCAGUUAAUUGCUUAUAGUUCACUGGGUUAAAUAUGUAUACUAAGGAGCAAGUGGGAAAAUUUUGUGACCUAGAAUGGUAAUCCUUGAACCUGAAAAUACAGUGUGAUGAUCUAUUCUGGUGUCCUUAUUAUGCCAAAGUGGGGAACACAUAAGAAUAGUACAUCUGCCUAAUAUUUUAAUUGUACACAGAUUAUUAAAAUUGAUAAAAAAUUUUGUAUAAUUUAAAAUUUAUUUUUCAACUUACUAUCCCAUAUCUGAUACAUACUUUGAAAGAACUCAAUCUGUUUAGGUCUUGAGGCAUCUUGGUGUAGUGGCUCAGUUUUCAAGCUUGUGAAAUUGGACUUAAAUUCCAGCUCAGCAGUUUUGGGCAAGUAUUUUCUCAUCUGUAAAAUGGGAAGAAUAAUACCUGUUUUUGAGAUGUAUUGGGGUGAUUAAAAAUAAUUUAUAUAAUGUGCCUAGCUCACUUGCCUGGUUAAUUACUAGAUAUUAAUCUAAAUAGAUAUUAAUCUAAAUGGUAGCAUUCAUUAUCGACAUCCUUAUGAAAUAAUAGAAGAGUCAUAAAUUCUUCCUCUGGCAAAUAAGAAAAUUAAAAAAGAAUAUGAACAUGCAAUUGAACUGUUCAGAAUGAAAUCAAAGUUUUCUGCUUCUACUUUUCAUUGUCAUAUGUAUGUAUAUAAUUAGAUUGGAAACUGGAAUAUAAUCUUUAAUUUUACUUUUUUUUUUUUUAUUUUUUUGGUGGUACUGGAGUUUGAACUCAGGGCCUCAUGCUUGCUAGGCAGGUGCCCUACCACUUGAGCCACUCCACCAGCCCUGGAAUAUAAUCUUUAAAAAAGAGAAUUUCACCAGUGUUUUUGACAAAACAGCUUACUAAUAUCUUGCACAGUCUUGUUAUAAAACAUUCAAAUUCUAAUGUAUAUUGCUACAAAAUGAGUACCUUGGAGAAUUAGAAAUUAAUGGUAGAAACAAAUAUUUUGAGAAAUAACUGAAAAAAACAUGAAAUAAGGUUAAAAAAGGGGUUAGUAAAAUUAAUACAAAAGAUAAUGUGCUUAUGAUUGUGUAGUAUCUUAAAAUAGAAGAGUCCAUUCUGAUAACAUUUUAACAAACAGUCAAUGGUUGGAAGAUAGUAAAAUAUUCCAUUUCUAAUUAUUAAGACUAGUAUAAAUGAGGAAAACCAAACUAUUAAGUACUCCUAGCCAGAGUGAUCUUCUCUAUUUAUGACUGCUCAUCUGGGUAUUAUUUAAACUCUUCACAUUAUGCUCUCAGUGUGAUCUGCAAACAAGGGUUAGCUUUUCUCCUUCCCAUACCCAUGCUUAUAGGGUAGUCACGCAGGCCUCCUUGUUUCCCUGCUCUGGCCAUACUCAGCCCUUUUCUGCUUUAGGUCUUAGCUUAAUUUUUUCCUCUUCAGGGAGAUGCUCUCCCUAUCUGAAGCUGGUCUCUGCCUUUUACUCUCCUAUCAUGUAAUUCUGUCUUUACUCACCAUCCCCAUCACAAUUUGUAUUUUAUUUGUUUUCUCACUAAAUGUCUUCAAAACAAAUUUUUCUUUCACCUUUAUCUUGAGAACCUAGCACAAUACUUGACACGUUUAUGUGAAGGAAUAACUGUUGCUCCAUCCAGAGAAAACUCAGUUCUUAACUUGGUAGACUGACAUUGCUGGGUGCUCUCUGAAAUGUUUUUUUUCCCCUUUUGGCUCUCAACAUAUCAUGCUACUGUUUUCUUCCCUGUCCUUUUACUAUCAGUGUCCUUUGCAGACCUGUCAUCCUCUGCCCAUCCUGUAAAUGUUCGUGUUCCCUGUGUCCUACUUAUUGCAGUUAUUCACUCUGCAUAUUCUUUCUCUAGGAGUUCUCAUCAGUGCCAUGAAUUUAAUUACCAUCUGUCUAUUUGAGUGUCAGAUCUUUAGCCUCGGUCUGUUUCCUUUUCUUCAUAGCUAUAUAUUUACCCACCUACUGCCAUGUCUCUGGAUCAGUAUAUUUAAAAGUGAAUACUAUCUUCAAACUUUCUAUGUCUCUUAUCUCAUCAGAUAGCAUCACUAUUUAAGCCAGAAAAUAGAGUCUGUACACUCAUUCCUUUUCCUUAUAUCCAAACUGUCAAUUCCAAACUGUCAGACUUUAUUUUUCUAAACUGCCCUCCCCCCUGUUUUUUUCCCUGGAGACUGGGUCUUGUUCUGUAGCCCAGGCUGGCCUCAAACUAAGAGAUCUUUCUGACUUAGCCUCCUGAGUGCUGGGAUUACAGGUGUGUACUACUAUGCUUGGCUUUCUCUUACAUCAUAUAUGUAUUCUCAUUUCUCCAUCCCAUUACAUUGUAUUAAUAAUGAUAAUAAACAUUUACAUUCUUAUUCUGUCAGGUAAUAUGCUAACUGCUAACAUGCUAUUAUAUGUGUGUGUGUGUAAUAUAUAUGUAAUUUUAUUUAUUCUUUGGCCACAGUCAUGUGAAACUUUAUUUCUGGAUUAUAGGAGAGAAAAUUGAGGUGCAAAGAGAAUAAGCAGCUUUCACAAAAAAUAAGCAACUUUUCUCAAAGUUGUACACCUGGUAAGUGGAAAAUCUGAGAUUUGAAGUAAGCAAGUGACUUUGGAUGCCUUACUAACUUUUGGUGCUGAGGGUUGGACCUAGGAUCUCAUGGAUGCUAAGCACAUGCUUACCAUUGAACUAUACUCCAACUCCCAGAGGACUUACGCUUGUCAUCAUACUGCCCUCUAAUUCAUGCCUCCAUCACCUCAGGUUACCAAUGCGGCCUUAAUAACAGGUUUCUGUCUCCAGUCUUGCCCACUUGAUGUCUAUUUUGUGUGCUGCAGCUUCACACCACUUGCUUAGGCAAUAAUUCUUCAUUGGGGGAUAAGGUCAGAGGUAAGAAUAUGGCCUACAAAGCCCUGAAUGGCUCCUUUGGCAUUGUUUUGCACUACCACUAAGUAACCACCAUCUCCUCUAUACACAUCUACAUCCACACACCUGCCCCACACUUUGUGUAUUUUCUGUGCUGCAUAUGGGAAGUUUUUCCUAAUCUCCUAGCCUUCCUCUGCCUGAGCUAUCCUGUUCACAUAAAUAUGGGGGCACUCAACAAAUCAUUAAAUUGGAUUAGUUCCAGUUAGAACCCAAGUUUGGAAAUUUUGGUACUUGAUAAGCUAUGACUUUUUUUCUAUUUUAUUUAUCUAUUUAUUUAUUUAUUGUAAUAGAUUUAAGCUUAUAGCCUUAAGCUUGCUAGGCAAGUACUCUACUAUUUGA
Molecule: messenger RNA, 5726 nt
Organism: Castor canadensis (American beaver)
Lineage: Eukaryota; Metazoa; Chordata; Mammalia; Rodentia; Castoridae
Gene: Lnpk
Product: lunapark, ER junction formation factor
Biological process (GO): endoplasmic reticulum tubular network organization
Cellular component (GO): endoplasmic reticulum tubular network
Source: RefSeq, a predicted model, not a curated record